AUGCAGCGUCCCGCCUACCACCUGACCUCAUCCAGCGACUCUGGCAUGCUCAAGUACAAUGCCGCCCCAGCACAGCCGCCUGACACACGGGGUCGACCGCUGCGCGCCAUCUUUUGGGUCUUGUUCAAAGGCCUCGCAGUCCUUAUCGCGCUCCUCGCUCCGCUUUGUGUGCUGUUUUGGUACAUCUUCAAAGCUCACCAGGCGAUCCGCGUUGGUCUCUACAUCUACACCACCGCGCCCGUACACGAGCUCUUGACGAUCAGUCAAGUCACCAGCAAGAUAGCUGAAAAGGUUGUUGCUCCAGCAAUGGCGGUCUUUGGAUACUUGUGCGCCGCAAGCUGGCUGCGACGUAGCGAACUCAACGGUACAUAUUCCAACAGCACUCUUCCGACACCCCUGCAACUCGGCAUCGUUCAGACCGCUCUCGGUUCUGCCAACUUUUUCGCCCUCUCCGACGGCAUCAAGUACCUGCUCGGUAAAAGCGGCCACGCCAGACGUCCAAAGAUGCCUGCUUUUGUCUCUGCCGCCGUCAUUUUGCUCUGCUGGCUCUUGACUCUCGAAGUGUUGGCUUUCUUUGCCGACUUUGCAUUCCAUCAAACGACUGUCAACUCCAAGGUCUGGCUGCCUCCCACACCCGCUCAAAUGCAAGCCGAAACGCGCGCAAAAAGCCUCAUCGCAACGCCGCCACUCGAUUGGACAGUGGAUCCUCUGUCGGUCACAGCCAUGCUUCUGGGUCGACGGGUCAACGAAACAUACUGUGCCUCGUGGAACGCUUACUUCAAUGACUUUUCGAGCUCUGAAGCAAAGAACAGCUGCGGCUACUACAACGGUGCUGCAUCGGGCAACCUUGUCAUUUGGGCACCAAAAGGGCAAAAAGCAUUUGCCAACUCAUCCACCACCCAUGCUGUUGCCUGGACCGACGACACGCACUCCAUCAUGGUAGCCCCGAACCAGCCCGCCUUUUCAUACUCUGCAACUGCGCCAGGCAUCAAGGCUACAUGCAAUGGACCGCACCAGUACAAUGGAACGGCAGAAGCAACAGGUUGGCUGGACGCUGCCGGCAACGUUCAGAUCGACAGCAACGUACCUUUCACCAACCCUCUGCACUGGGGUACCACGAUCAUUUCUCAAGCUUACGUUGACUACGAAGGCGGACACGGAAGUGGCACGUAUGACCCAACUACAGGAUUCGUCGUCUGGGGCCACUCGGGAGCAACGAAUGUGCUGCACUGCGACGUCGCCGUGAGACUUGUCACGUAUCGAUUUGAUCCGCCCAGCACAUUCAAGACAAUUGGUACGCAGGACGUGAACGCUGCAGCAGCGCACAGAUUCGUUUGGAGCGCAACGGACCUCUUUGCCACGCCUGGCUCGGACCUGAUAGGGUCGAUCAUCGAUGGUGCAGGUCAGCUAGCUUCUGAUCCCUACCCGGAAGUUUACAGUCGAACGCUCUCUCGCUGGUUGAUGGCAUACUCUGCCGAGAUGAUGAGCAGCACGCCACUGGACACGCUGGAAGGUCAUGGAGUACCUGGCACGCGAGUUCACCUCGUGGUCUUGACUGUCUUUGCGGCCAUCGUUCUCAUCGAGUGCAUCACCAUCUCUUUGGUCGCGCUCGCUGCGGCUGCUCACACUUGGCGCUGUAACGACUUGACCGUCAGAGCAGUACGCAAGCGCCUCACUGGACCUUUUGCCCUGUUGUGCCAGACAUAUGGCACUCCUCGACGCCUGCAGCCUGAAUUGGGCGGAUCGCAAAAGCAGGCAUGCCUCACGGAAGACAACUUGCAAUUGUUCGAGUGCGAGAGCACGAGCGGCGCGCACGGUCUGCGCCUUCGCAAGGCAAUGCACAUGCCACCCGCCGGCUCUCCCCUCGCUGAUGCAGUCAUUGGGCGCCUCGGCCAAGGUGUAAGGCGUCCGACCAGCACUUUGCUGCCGCUCCCAUGCUUCCUCUGCAUUCUGGGUGACCAGUCGAGACAUAGACGACUUGAGUACGGAGUCACGGAAAGCUCACUCAAGGCGUUGUCGGAGAAUCCGGGAGCUGCGCAGGAAGGGAAUGCUUGGUAG
Molecule: messenger RNA, 2058 nt
Organism: Ceraceosorus guamensis
Lineage: Eukaryota; Fungi; Basidiomycota; Exobasidiomycetes; Ceraceosorales; Ceraceosoraceae
Exons: 13
Coding region: 1-2058 (685 amino acids)
Source: RefSeq, a predicted model, not a curated record